Molecule: messenger RNA, 5808 nt
Organism: Sabethes cyaneus
Lineage: Eukaryota; Metazoa; Arthropoda; Insecta; Diptera; Culicidae
Exons: 1
Coding region: 1-5808 (1935 amino acids)
Biological process (GO): DNA integration
Molecular function (GO): nucleic acid binding
Source: RefSeq, a predicted model, not a curated record
AUGUCCGAGCCGACCGAAUCUAUUACUCCUACAUCUAGCAAAACUGCUGCCGGUGCAGCGAAAUCUGCUGUAGUUAACGUUCCCAAAUCACCGAAAACGUCUCGAAAGCUCGCUCUCAUGGAGGAGCAAAGUUGUGAUUUAUGUCAAAACGCCGACAAUAGCCGGAUGGUCCAAUGCGACUAUUGUAAGAAUUGGUAUCAUUUCGAAUGUGCUAACGUAACCGAAGACAUUGAGUUCUACGACUGGAUUUGUACGAAAUGCGAAACCGCGGAAACAGAUCACCAGAAAAAGAAACCGUCUCGGAAAAACGCCAGAAGCGCAGUGAAGAAGAUAAAUUCAUCAAUAGCAGGUGCGAAGAAAUCGAAGACUGUAAAACCAAAAAAGAUGGUGAAGAAUUCGACCCCCAAGGACCACCAGCAAAAUCAGCAAGUUGAACGGGAGAAAUCACAAAACAGCGCCGAUGAAAAAUUGGCGGGAAACGAGAAGGUGAAUAAAUCAACCAAAUCCAAAUCUGUGGGGUCAGACUCUCUGAGCAGAUCGCAAGCUUUGAAAAUGCAGUUGCAGAAAGUGCAUGCUGAAGAGAAACUGAUGCUUGAAGAGAUGAAACGAAAACGGGAAUUGUUGGUCAGAAAGUUCGAACUGAUGGAAGAAAUAGCUAACACUGAUGAAGCUGCCGGAUCUAAUGCGCACCUUGAAAGCGACAGCGACUCUGACGAGUAUUCCGAAUCCGAAGGUGAGCAAAGCGACGACGACACAGACAGCGGUGACGGACAGGAUGAACCCUUUAUCCCAAAGCGGCAAUCAACUCCCGUUAAAUUACAAUCGCGGCGAGAGAAGCAACACUCUCGAAUGAAUGUCACUCUGAGCCGAGAGCAGAUAGCUGCACGGCAGGUAGUAUCGUGCGAUCUUCCCAGAUUCGGUGGGAAUCCCGACGAAUGGCCAAUGUUCAUAUCGACUUACGAGAGUACGACGACGAUGUGCGGCUAUCGAGACGAGGAAAAUAUGAUUCGUCUCCGUAACUGUCUGAAGGAUGAAGCUUUUACAACAGUGCGGAGCUUUCUAAUGCAUCCGUCAACAGUGGCAAAAGCAAUAAGUGUGUUGAAGCUCCGAUUCGGCCAGCCUCAUAUGAUCAUCAGUACGUUGCGGGAAAAAAUCCUGAAUAUGGCACCAGUUAGAUCAGACUCGAUGGAACGGCUGGUAGAUUACGCUCUCGCUGUACAGAAUUUACGUUCUACCAUUGAUGCUUGUGGGCGUAAAGAGUAUAUGCGUGAUGUAACGCUAAUGCAGGACCUUAUUAGCAAACUUCCUCCUGCGAUAAAGUUAGAUUGGGCCAGGCAUAGUAAGACACUGAAAAAAUCUAAUCUCGUUGCAUUUUCGGAUUGGAUAUAUUCUAUUGCGGAAGACGCAAGCAUUGUUGCUGAUCCUCGCAAACCGCACUGCUAUGGGCAAGACACACGCGGAAGGCGACAAGGUAAAGCUUUCAUUAACACUCAUGCAGAAUCAUUGGGACAGCAAACUGCACACGAUCGAACAGGCAAUACUAAUCAGUUUAGUGAAAAAUUCAGUGCGAUGACGGUCAAAUGUUGUCAGAUUUGCAAAGGAAGCUGUUCAAGUGCCGCCAAAUGUAAGCGUUUUCUUGGUCUCUCGUAUGAAGCCAGAUGGGCUGCAGUUCGUGAAUUUAGAAUAUGCCGCAGGUGUCUACGACAGCACGGAGGAAACUGUAAUAGUAAAGCUUGUGGCGUUGACGGGUGUACGUUCAAGCACAAUUCUCUCUUACAUAAGAAUCUCGCAGUUCCAAGUGAGGCAUACGCAAGUAGGAGUCAAACGAGGUCGAACGAGGAGCGUAGUGUUAAUACUCACCAGAUGGAGACAGCCUUAGAAUUGUUCCGCUAUUUGCCGGUUACAUUGUUUGGGCCCAACAAGCACGUGAAUUGCUACGCUUUUUUGGACGACGGGUCGGAAUUGACAUUACUAGAUGAGCAAAUUGCUUGCGACUUGGAGUUGCCAGGCGAAUCGAAACCACUUUGUUUAAAAUGGACAGGUGGAACCCAUCGAUUUGAAGAGAAAUCUAAAAGGGUUAACAUCGGAAUAUCAGGACUGGUGGGCAAGAGAUUUGAGUUGAGCGGUGUGCGUACCGUCAAUGCGCUUGAAUUGCCACAACAGAGCCUGAACAUCGAUGAGCUGAGAAAGCAAUACAAGCAUCUAAAAGGCGUUCCAGUCGAAUCAUAUAAUCUUGUGAGACCUAGAAUCCUAAUAGGAUUGAAGCAUGCCAAUGUUUCUUUAGUUCGCCGUUGCCGUGAAGGCAAGGAGGGUGAACCCAUUGCAGCGAAAACUCAUUUGGGAUGGACGAUCUUUGGAGGCUGUUCGUCCCAGGACUCGUCGGUCGACGGGAAGUAUACGUACCACAUUUGUACAUGCAACCCGCAGAAUGACGACCGACUUCACCACGAGGUCAAGCAGUACUUUGGUCUAGAUAGCUUGGGAAUUACGACACCGGUGAGUUCAUUGAUGUCGAAAGAUGAUGAGAGGGCGAUAUCACUGCUGAAAUCGCGUACACAGAUUAUUGGUGACAAGUAUGAAACUGGUCUUCUCUGGCGAUUCGACAAUAUUCAUCUGCCAGAUAGUCGGUCGAUGGCCCUUCAAAGAUUAAAUUGUCUUCAGAGACGUUUGGCAAAAGAUGCCGAGCUAAAUCGAGCUUUCAACGAAAAACUGGCAGACUACCAAGCGAAGGGUUACAUACGAAAGGUAAUGCCAGAAGAACUCGCCCGAAAAGAGGGAAAGACGUGGUAUCUCCCUACUUUCCCGGUGCUAAACCCUAACAAGCCGGGAAAGAUUAGAAUUGUGUGGGAUGCAGCCGCCUCUGUACAUGGAGUAUGCCUCAACACUGUGUUACUCACUGGGCCGGACUUAAUGAGCUCGUUAAUAUCAGUUCUUUAUCAGUUUCGAGAAUAUCGCAUCGCUAUCUGCGGAGAUAUUCGCGAGAUGUUUUUGCAGAUUGCAAUCAGGCCCGAAGAUCAAUUCUAUCAACUUUUUCUUUGGCGGGACAAAGCAGACCAGGAUGAAGCCAGCACCUUCGUCGUUGAAGUAAUGAUUUUCGGAGCACGAUCUUCGCCAACCACGGCGCAAUUUGUGAAAAAUCACAAUGCCCAGAGAUUCGAAACACAAUAUCCCGCAGCAGCCGCGGCCAUACAAAAUAAGCAUUACGUUGAUGACAUGCUUGCUAGUACGGAAACGGAAAAGGAAGCCAUCGAGCUAGCAAAGGCAGUUAAAUUUAUUCACGCUCAAGGGGGCUUCGAGAUCAGGAAUUGGACCUCGAAUUCUCCGACCGUCUUGCAAGCAUUGAGCGAAAAUCCAGCUGAAGAGAAGAAUUUGAAUUUUAUGGCGGAAAUGGCGACGGAGAAAAUUUUGGGCAUGUGGUGGAACACAAGGACGGAUUGUUUCAUGUUCAAGAUUUGCUAUGAUCGUUUUGACGCGGCGUUGUUCAAUGGACGACGAGCUCCAACCAAGCGAGAGCUGCUUCGGAUCUUGAUGACGGUUUUUGAUCCACUUGGCCUGAUUUCGCAUUUUCUAAUGCUUUUGAAAGUCACCCUCCAGGAAGUUUGGCGUAUCGGUUUAAAAUGGGACGAGCAAAUCACAGGAAAGCAAUUGGAAAGUUGGAGAACCUGGAUAAAACUGCUCCCGAAGCUGGAAAACAUUCGAAUCCCCCGGUGUUAUCGUCGGUCGUUGUCUAUCGGAGACCACACACGGUUCGAACUACACACGUUUGUGGAUGCAGGGAAUGACGGUAUGGCAGCGGUGGCAUUUUUGCGUGUCGAGGAAGAUGGGCUGGUAGAGUGCGCAUUAGUCAGUGCAAAAACUCGCGUAGCCCCCUUAAAGUACCUUUCUACACCGCGCUCGGAACUCCAGGCGGCGGUAAUCGGGGCGAGAUUAGCUAACAAUAUAUCUAAUUCACUUUCCCUUAAUAUUUCUCAACGGUAUUAUUGGAGCGAUUCCCGCAAUGUUCUUUGCUGGCUGCGAUCCGACCAUCGCCGUUACAGCCCAUAUGUUGCCGCCAGGGUAAGCGAAAUAUUAGAAACCACCGAAAUCGAUGAUUGGCAUUGGGUCAAAUCCGAGUGGAACGUCGCUGACGACGGAACAAAACUAAAGGGACAAGUGGAGUUGCAGAUAGAAGAUCGAUGGUUUCAGGGACCAGCCUUUUUGAAAACACCUAAAGAGAGCUGGCCAGAACGCAACUUUCUGCGAGAAACAACCGACGAAGAAAUCCGGACAAAUGUACUGUUCCACGGUAUGAAUAUGGAGCCAGUUGUUUUGGCGAGUAACUAUUCGAGAUGGAAACAUUUGGUGGAGGUUACAGCGUAUGUGCAGCGUUUUGUGAACAACGUUUGUGCAAAGAAAAAGGGGCUACCAGGCCAAAUCGGACCACCAACGAGUGACGAGCUUCGUUUGGCUCAGGAAUACCAUUUCCGACAGGCGCAGCAAGAGGUUUAUAGAGAAGAGCUUAGAGUGUUGCAAAGUACGAACAACAAGGGCGAACGGAUAAAUCAUGUUGCAAAAUCUAGUAAAAUUCUUAAGCUGAGCCCCUUCUUGGGUCCAGAAGGUCUUUUGCGAAUGAAUAGUAGGGCCGCAAAAUGUAAGUUCCUGUUUCCAGAUGAAAAGUACCCUAUUAUAUUACCCGAUGAUCAUCCUGUCACACAUCUAGUACUAACCGACUUUCAUGAAAGGUAUCAUCACCGAAACUAUGCAACCGUUGCUAAUGAAGUUCGCAGAAGAUUUUGCAUCCCACGAUUGAAACGGACUCUUCUUAAAAUGAGGUGUAAGUGUCAAUGGUGUCGAAAUCGCGAUGUAAAGCCGGCGCCACCUGAAAUGGCUGAACUUCCGCAAGCCAGAUUAGCAGCAUUCACCAGUCCGUUUUCUCAUGUGGGUGUAGAUUUUUUUGGACCCUUCGAAGUCAUUGUGGGUCGUAAAAUUGAAAAACGUUGGGGCGUCUUGCUGACGUGCCUUACAGUUCGGGCGCUUCACAUUGAGGUUGCCAACUCACUUAGCACUAGUUCGUGUAUUAUGGCGGUAAACAACUUUAUUGCUAGACGUGGACACCCAAUCUGUUUUUAUAGUGACAGAGGAACAAAUUUCAUUGGCGCUUCCAAAGAGUUGCGUGAGGCUGUACGAGCUUUGGACAAGAAUGAAAUGGCAAAAGAGUUCACCACCGCUACGACUUCAUGGCGAUUCAACCCACCGGCAGCCCCACACAUGGGUGGCUGCUGGGAAAGGCUGAUUCAAACGGUAAAACGGAAUCUUACGGAAGUUCUCAAAUGUAGACGACCAACUGACGAGGAGUUACGCAGUACAUUGACGCAGAUUGAGGCCAUACUCAAUAAUCGUCCAUUAACGGAGGUACCGGUUGAUAAUGAGUCGGAACCUGCGCUCACACCCAACCAUUUUUUAUUGGGUUCGUCGGAUGGAUCCAAGCCUUUAAUACCUUGUGACGACAAUGUGCAAGCGGUGCGACGUGGAUGGCAGGUAUCACAGGUCAUGGCAAACGUUUUUUGGAAGCGCUGGUUGCGCAGUUAUUUACCUGACAUUACCAGGCGAUCAAAAUGGUUCAAAAAGGUAAACCCAAUUGCAGUAGGUGACAUCGUUGUAAUUACAGAUCCUGAGCAUCCACGGAACUGCUGGCCAAAAGGCAAAGUUAUUGGUAUAGUGCAGAAAGACGGCCAGGUACGCAGAGCUACUAUUCAAACAUCCAAAGGAGUUUAUGAACGUCCAGCCGUUAAACUUGCAGUCCUCGAUAUCGGAAGCGAAAAUGUGUAA